Molecule: messenger RNA, 2169 nt
Organism: Indicator indicator
Lineage: Eukaryota; Metazoa; Chordata; Aves; Piciformes; Indicatoridae
Product: basic proline-rich protein-like
Exons: 7
Coding region: 1-2169 (722 amino acids)
Source: RefSeq, a predicted model, not a curated record
AUGCCCCCCACCCCACCCCCGUACCCGCGCCCCAACGCCCCCCGUCCCGUUCACCCCGAUCGCGUCCCGCCCCCGUACGCCGCCGCCGCGCCGCAGUCCAAGUCCGAGCCCACCCCCACCCCGCCCCGCCACCACGUACACCGCCCGCCCGCCGUCGCGCGCCGCCGCACUAAACGUCCCCGUUCAGGCGUAGCCCCCCCCCCCCCCCGAGGCGUACCGUCUCCGUACCCCCCGUCCCGUGUAUUCACCCCCGCGACCGCCGUCGCCGUCACCGACGUUCCACGCCCCAACCCCGCUGCGCCCCGUAGGUCCACGCCGCGCCCGAUACCCGUCCCGUUCCCCGUCGACGUCAGCCCAGUACGUUUGGACGCCGUCCGCCAGUACGUAGCCCUCCCCGCCCUCCGUCGCUCAUCCCCCCCCCCCAACGUCCGUCGCCCGUACCGCCCCGCGCCCGUCCCCCCGUACCGUAGCCCCCACCCCACCCGUUCCCGCGUCGCCGUGCGCCGCAGCCCGUUAGCAGACAGCGCGAUCUCCGCCGCGUCCACGUAUUCGCCAUCGCGCGUCCGUAGCAGCGUGCUCCCGUCGACAGUCCCCCCCGCCCCCCGUUACGCCCCCGUAGCAGUAUACCGUCGCCCCCCAGCACCAGACGCCGCCGCCGUCCGUCGUCCCCCCCCCCCCUCGCGCCGUGCCCGCCCCCGUACCCCGUCCCGUUCCCCCACAGCCACGCUAUCCGUUAGCCGUAGCCCCGUAGCGUACCCCCCACCCCGCCCCCGCGCCCGCCUGACACCACCACCCCCCGUUGCCCCCCGUACCGGCCCCGCACCGAUCGCCGUCCGCCGCGUUCCGAGCGUCCCCCGUCCGACCCGUUCCCGCCCGCCCCUCCACCCCCCCGUCCCCGCCCCCCCGGACGGCGUCCGAACCCCCCCCCUCCGGCCCGUUGCCCGUCGCCCGUCCCCGCCCCCGUCCCGUUCGUCCGUACCAGCCGUCCCCCCGCGUUCUGUACCCGUGCCCGCUCCCCCGUCGUACCCCGUCCCAGUUUUUUCCCCCCCCGCCCACGUUCACCACACCCCCCCCGUUAACCCGCCCCGUAGUGCUUGCCCCCGCCCAGGAGCCCCCGUCUCGUGCCCCCCAUCGUACCGUCGUCCCGUAAAAAUAUCCGCCCCCGGCGGUUUUUACCCCGUCCCCCCACGCGCCCCGUCCCGUUCGCCUCCCCCGUACCGCGUACCGUCCCGUCCGCCGUCCCGUUUUUCAGGGUUCGCAAGUCGUCUGGCCCCGUUUACUCGCCCGUCCCGCGUACGUCAGCACGUCGGAGCGCCCCCCAACGCAGCGUGCGUCAUCCGCCCGUCCCCCGUCCCGAGCGCCGCCCCCGUUCCCGCCCCCCCGCGCGAGUCCGUUCCCCACCCGUACCCCGGCGUCCCCCACGUGGUACUCCCGCCGCCACAGCCCGUACCGUACCGUAGCCGGAGCCGCGUCGCCCCCCCACGUCCGCCCGCGUCCCCCCCCCGUCCCCCCGUCCGUCGCCCCGCGUCCGCCCCCCCGCGGAGCCGUUCCGCCGCCCGUGCCCGCGUGUCGCCCGUCGUGCGCGCCAGCGCCGUGUUUCGUACCCCGCCGUCAGUAUUUACCGCCUCGUACCCGCCGCCCCGUAACCGCCCCGUACGUCCCUCCCCGUUCGUCGUACGUCGCCGUUCCCGUCCGCGUAGCCCCCCCGCGGCCGAGCCGCCCCGUACCCGUCGUCCCGUUGCCGCGCCCCCGUCCCGCCGUCCCACCCCGUCCCCCGUAGAGCCGUCCGUACGGUCCCCGCCGCGUUACCGUUGCGCCCCCCGCACGUCCGGCGUCCGCAGCGUGCCCAGGCCCGUCGCCCCCCGUCCCCCCCCCCCCUUCCCGACACCGCUCCCCUCCCUCCGUAGCCGCAUCCCGUCCCGUUCCCCCGUCCGUAGCAGCGCCGGCCCCGUGCCACCGCCCGUCGUAGCCCCCCCGUACCCCCCGUCCGCCCGUCCCCGCACGCCCCGCAUGCCGCCCCCGUCCCCAGUACCGCGCCCCCCCCCCCGUACCACCGUCCCACGUCCCGUCCCGCGCCCCGUCCCCGUUCGCGUACGCUCGCCCGCCCCCCGCGUGGCGUCCCCCCCCCGAAUGCCGUUCCCCCCGUCCGCCCCGCGUACGAACCGCUAA